CGCCGCCUCCCCCAUGCCGCCCUCCGGGCUGCGGCUGCUGCCGCUGCUGCUACCGCUGCUGUGGCUACUGGUACUGACGCCUGGCCGGCCGGCCGCGGGACUAUCCACCUGCAAGACUAUCGACAUGGAGCUGGUGAAGCGCAAGCGCAUCGAGGCCAUCCGCGGCCAGAUCCUGUCCAAGCUGCGGCUCGCCAGCCCCCCGAGCCAGGGGGAGGUGCCGCCCGGCCCGCUGCCCGAGGCCGUGCUCGCCCUCUACAACAGCACCCGCGACCGGGUGGCCGGGGAGAGUGCAGAGCCGGAGCCCGAGCCUGAGGCCGACUACUACGCCAAGGAGGUCACCCGCGUGCUAAUGGUGGAAACCCACAACGAAAUCUAUGACAAGUUCAAGCAGAGUACACACAGCAUAUAUAUGUUCUUCAACACAUCAGAGCUCCGAGAAGCAGUACCUGAACCCGUGUUGCUCUCCCGGGCAGAGCUGCGUCUGCUGAGGCUCAAGUUAAAAGUGGAGCAGCACGUGGAGCUGUACCAGAAAUACAGCAACAAUUCCUGGCGAUACCUCAGCAACCGGCUGCUGGCACCCAGCGACUCGCCGGAGUGGUUGUCUUUUGAUGUCACCGGAGUUGUGCGGCAGUGGUUGAGCCGCGGAGGGGAAAUUGAGGGCUUUCGCCUUAGUGCCCACUGCUCCUGUGACAGCAAAGAUAACACACUGCAAGUGGACAUCAACGCAGGGUUCACUACCGGCCGCCGAGGUGACCUGGCCACCAUUCACGGCAUGAACCGGCCUUUCCUGCUUCUCAUGGCCACCCCACUGGAGAGGGCCCAGCAUCUGCAAAGCUCCCGGCACCGCCGAGCCCUGGACACCAACUACUGCUUCAGCUCCACGGAGAAGAACUGCUGCGUGCGGCAGCUGUACAUUGACUUCCGCAAGGACCUCGGCUGGAAGUGGAUCCACGAGCCCAAGGGCUACCAUGCCAACUUCUGCCUCGGGCCCUGCCCCUACAUUUGGAGCCUGGACACGCAGUACAGCAAGGUCCUGGCCCUGUACAACCAGCAUAACCCGGGCGCCUCGGCGGCGCCGUGCUGCGUGCCGCAGGCGCUGGAGCCGCUGCCCAUCGUGUACUACGUGGGCCGCAAACCCAAGGUGGAGCAGCUGUCCAACAUGAUCGUGCGCUCCUGCAAGUGCAGCUGAGGUCCCGCCCCGCCCCGCCCCGCCCCGGCAGGCCCCGCCCCGCCCCGCCCCGGCAGGCCCGGCCCCACCCCGCCCCGCCCUGCCCCCGCUGCCUUGCCCAUGGGGGCUGUAUUUAAGGACACCCGUGCCCCAAGCCCACCUGGGGCCCCAUUAAAGAUGGACAGAGGACUGCG
Molecule: messenger RNA, 1362 nt
Organism: Pongo pygmaeus (Bornean orangutan)
Lineage: Eukaryota; Metazoa; Chordata; Mammalia; Primates; Hominidae
Gene: TGFB1
Product: transforming growth factor beta 1
Exons: 7
Coding region: 14-1189 (391 amino acids)
Biological process (GO): transforming growth factor beta receptor signaling pathway; regulation of cell population proliferation
Cellular component (GO): extracellular region
Molecular function (GO): transforming growth factor beta receptor binding; cytokine activity; growth factor activity
Source: RefSeq, a predicted model, not a curated record